Corylus avellana is the source of this 1711-nucleotide messenger RNA. RefSeq names its product monolignol oxidoreductase AtBBE-like 15. Lineage: Eukaryota; Viridiplantae; Streptophyta; Magnoliopsida; Fagales; Betulaceae. The record is from RefSeq and is a predicted model, not a curated record. Gene Ontology annotation, molecular function: oxidoreductase activity; FAD binding.
AUGGUGUCUCUAAGCUCUUCCCUUUUCCCACUAUUUUUCCUCCUGCUGUCUGCAGCUUCCAUGGCAGCUUCAGCUUUAACUCAAGAACAAUUCUUCCAAUGCCUUUCUCUUAAUUCCAAGAUUCCCAUUCCACAAGCCACAGCUUUUUUCACCCGAAAAAAUACUUCUUCUUUUACUGCUGUCCUUUCAUCCACUGCACAAAACCUCAGGUACUUGCUCCCUUCGGUGCCGAAGCCGGACUUCAUCUUCGUGCCGGUGCAUGAAAGCCAUGUUCAAGCAGCGGUAAUUUGUUCCAAGAAGCUCGGAGUACAUCUCCGAGUCCGCAGCGGCGGCCACGACUAUGAGGGCUUGUCUUAUGUCUCCGGAUUCGAGUCGCCUUUCUUCAUUCUCGACCUCUCAAAGCUUAGAUCCAUCAAGGUUGAUAUACAUGAUAAUAGUGCCUGGAUUCAAGCUGGUGCAACUAUUGGUGAAGUUUACUACAGAAUUUCUGAGAAAAGCCAAAGACAUGGCUUCCCGGCGGGUCUCUGCACCAGCUUAGGCGUCGGCGGGCACAUUACGGGGGGCGCAUACGGCCCCAUGAUGAGAAAAUACGGCCUCGGUGCUGACAAUGUCGUCGAUGCUCGGAUUGUUGAUGUUAACGGCAGGAUUCUCGACCGGAAAGCCAUGGGAGAAGAUCAUUUUUGGGCUAUUAGAGGUGGGGGAGGAGCAAGUUUUGGAAUCAUUCUUUGGUGGAAGAUAAAGCUUGUUCCUGUUCCUCCAAUUGUGACAGUUUUCACUGUCACUAAGAAUUUAACACAAGGAGCUACAAAGAUCCUCUAUAAAUGGCAACAAAUUGCAGAUAAACUCGAUGAAAAUCUCUUCAUCAGGGUCAUCAUUCAACCUGCCAGCGCAGGCGCUAAAGGCGGAAGAACAAUAACAACUUCUUAUAAUGCUCUGUUUCUUGGUGGUGCUAAAAAACUCCUCCAAAUUAUGCAGAAAAGCUUCCCGGAAUUGGGGUUGACGGGAAAAGAUUGUACAGAAACGAGCUGGAUUAAAUCCGUUCUUUAUAUUGCCGGAUUCCCUAAUGGAACAUCUCCUGAAAUUCUUCUCCAAGGGAAAUCCCUCUUCAAGAACUAUUUUAAAGCAAAAUCGGAUUUUGUCAAAGACCCCAUUCCAGAGACGGCACUGGAGGGGCUUUGGAAAAGGCUGCUGAAAGAACAGAGCCCAUUGACGAUAUGGAAUCCGUACGGGGGAAAGAUGAGCAGGAUUGCAGAAUCUGAAAUCCCAUUUCCUCACAGAAACGGAACAUUGUUCAAAAUCCAGUGGCUGAGUUUGUGGCAAGAUGCCAAGGAGAAUGCAAAGCCGCACAUGGUGCGGAUCAGGAGGCUUUACAAUUACAUGGGUCCUUAUGUUUCGGGGAAUCCGAGGGAAGCGUACGUGAAUUACAGGGAUCUUGAUCUGGGGAUGAACAGGAACAAGAACGUUAGCUUCGUACGUGCAAGGGUUUGGGGAAGCAAGUAUUUCAAGGAUAACUUCAGCAGAUUGGCGAGAGUGAAGACAGAAGUUGAUCCAGGUAACUUCUUCAGGCAUGAACAGAGCAUCCCACCUCUUCCACAUGCAUAAUAAAUGACUGGAUUGGUUGCUCAAGUUUCCUUUGUGUCAUCCAGCCAUGUGGGUUUCUCUAUCUCACUAUCUGUGUUUGUUUGAAGAUCUAAAUGCCUAAAUUUGUAAC